Messenger RNA from Perkinsus marinus ATCC 50983, 641 nucleotides. RefSeq lists its product as hypothetical. Lineage: Eukaryota; Perkinsozoa; Perkinsida; Perkinsidae. The record is from RefSeq and is a predicted model, not a curated record. The transcript is spliced from 5 exons. Bases 6 to 386 code for a protein of 126 amino acids.
AGGGUAUGGAUCAGAAGACUCAUGAUUCUUUGAAGCUCACACCAGGAUUGGAGGGGGUCAUCCUAGGCACCAUGGUCAUGGAUACGUUGGUGAUGGGAGCCUGCUUAGUGUUCUCGUGCAAGAUUUACACCGAUCUCCGGGCCAACCUGUAUACACAGCUCAUAGGAGGGGGUGGUGCUGAUGUCACCGCCACUUCCGCCCUUUUCCUGGAUGGUCAACAGGGAGCGACUCAACAGCAGCAACAACAACAGACGUUGGGGAUGCCACUACUACAGCAGCAACAGCAACAGCAGCAGUCGGAUAGGCAGCAGACAGGUCAACAACAACAACAGCAACACCCACUCCCGUUCAUGCCGUUCCAAGGCCAGGCUCAUAAACUGGAUUAGAAUAGAGGCCUGUUGAAGAGAAGUGACAAUUUUGUAACUUAUUUGAAUGGAAAGAGCAGCACUGCUGCUGCUGUUGAAUACUGCUCUAAUCUGGUUCAUACCACUCCAUUUCCGAAUCGUAGCAGAUCACCAGCAAUAGAAUAGACUGCAAUGGGUUGUACCAGUAUAUCUCCUUGUCGAUAGAUGCAGAUCUCGAGUGUUGGUCAGUCUGAGGCGGUGGUUUGAUCGCUGUUCUACUUCUGUAUGUUUCCUUUC